GAUACAUGCAUAAUGUAAAAUUACACAAAUUAUGUGUGAUUAAGAUCAGAUCGUUCCAUUAGAUUCUGAUCCGGACCAAUAGGUGUUGGCUCUGUUGCGAGAAAAAAAAAUCCGGAUUUAUGAAAUUGAUUUGUUCAGUCCUCACUGAAGGGAAAGGUGUGUGCUGUAGCCUAUUAAUUUGUUCCGGUUUUUUUUUUAGGUUUGGGGUUGUUACUUUUUUUCUUUUUGGGUUCUGUUUACAGGUAGUUUAUAUGUUCAGUAUUGUUCAGUGCCUUCUUCCUUUACAGAUGAAUAUUGAUUAUAACUUGACUCCAUUCAAGUGAAGUACUGAAACAUAAUUUGUAUUGCUGAAGAGGAACAGCAUCUCUGUGGUGUUGCAAAGAGUUAGUGAGGUAUCCUCCAUUGUUAUGUUCUAGAGAGCGAGUAGAGUUCUUAAUUAUUGUUUGUGGUGUCUCCAAGACUGAUUCGUUCACAGUAAACAGCUCACAAUGGCUUCUUCGAGAGCAGUAUCGUCCAUUAAACGGAUCAUCGUUACAAAGCUGGGCACAAAUUUCCGUGACGUCACCAAGUUUGAGACAAUCCCCGUGCCAACUCUCAAGUCCAAAGAAGUUCUGAUAAAGAACAGAUUCAUCGGAAUCAACGCCUCAGAUAUCAAUUUCAGUGCUGGACGUUACUUUGGAGUGAGCGAACCACCCUUUCCUAUCGGCUUUGAGGGUAUAGGCGAGGUGGUUGCAGUAGGCCCAGACGCCAGCCUCACCCCAGGCCAGAAUGUGACCUAUUUAAACUUUGCAUCGUUUGCUGACUACACAGUGGUUCCAGAGGAGACAGCCAUCCCUGUGCCUACCUGUGACCCGGCCUAUAUGACUGCCAUGGUCAGCGGUCUCACCGCCUCAAUAGCUCUGGAGAAGGAUGCAGACCUCACAGCUGGAAAGACUGUUCUGGUAACCGCUGCUGCUGGUGGCACUGGGCAGUUCGCUGUUCAACUUGCAAAAAUGGCGGGUACCCACGUGAUUGGGACAUGUUCCAGUGAGGAUAAGGUGGAGUUUCUCAAGACUCUUGGGUGUGACCGGCCAAUCAACUACAAGACUGAGGACCUGGACAAAGUACUGGCGGAGGAAUAUCCUUCUGGUGUAGAUGUUGUAUACGAGUCCGUUGGCAAAGAAAUUUUCCACACAUCUCUGAAACAUUUGGCAAACUUUGGGCGCCUUAUCGUGAUAGGUCAAGUGUCGACCUACCAGGGGGACGAGGCCAAGACCUUGGGAGACUUCAAAGACGGGCCAUCUGCAGCCAUUGCAAUGUCGCUCUUGGUGAAAUGUGCCAGUGUGCGGGGAUUUUUCCUGGCCCUGCACAUCCCUGAAAUUGGCGCCCAUUUCUCCCGCCUGGUCCAUCUCUACAACAGCGGCAAGAUCAGGAUGACUGUGGACAAGGGGGACAAGAGUGAGGCUGGACCUUUCAUCGGGCUUGAGAAGAUUCCAGAUGCUAUUGAUUAUCUUUACACAGGAAAAAGUGUUGGCAAAAUUGUCGUCGAGUUACCGGAGUGAUGACAGGAAGCUGAUCACCGUCACUUGCCACACCCACAACUCCUGUGACGUCACCAGUUAUUGCCGAGGACGUUCUUACAGCGCCAGUUCUGGCAUUAUAUUAUUAUUAAAUGUGAAUCUAUGUCUUCACGAUGAAAUUAGGUGCUCAUCAAUAUUGAAAUUAAAGAAAUCGAUAUUUUCCUGCUCGUU
This is a messenger RNA of Aplysia californica (California sea hare), 1730 nucleotides long. RefSeq names its product prostaglandin reductase-3. The transcript is spliced from 13 exons. The record is from RefSeq and is a predicted model, not a curated record. The coding region runs from base 489 to 1541 and encodes 350 amino acids. Gene Ontology annotation, molecular function: zinc ion binding; oxidoreductase activity. NCBI's taxonomy places the organism in Eukaryota, Metazoa, Mollusca, Gastropoda, Aplysiida, Aplysiidae. Gene Ontology annotation, cellular component: mitochondrion.